This is a messenger RNA of Melanaphis sacchari, 370 nucleotides long. RefSeq lists its product as uncharacterized. Bases 44 to 346 code for a protein of 100 amino acids. The transcript has a single exon. The record is from RefSeq and is a predicted model, not a curated record. Lineage: Eukaryota; Metazoa; Arthropoda; Insecta; Hemiptera; Aphididae.
UUUAAAACGGUCAUUAUUGGAACAUGAAUCGUAUUUGGUCGUAAUGAAUUUUGGCAGUGAAACUGAAACCGUCAUAUUGUCCAAUGUCGUGAAUGACCUCAAAAACGAAUUAUACGUAUAUUUAGGAAGUGAAAAUUCCAUAUACAGACCAGGAAACAUCGUAUCAACCGUAUCAUCGUCUGGCAAUCCAUUAACACUAAGACCACAAUCUGUAGUCGUAUUAACAGAUAAAUAUAUUGCAACUGAAACACCGACAAUAAUUGAUACUCAAAAUGCGGGCACCCAAAUCAGUUCCAAAUUAAUUAGUUUAUUCCCUGUUUUUUUAUUUUUUAAAUGGUUUUUAUAAAUUUACUUCUCAUAGUUUUUUAAU